GAUUUCUUUGCGUACGAACCGUUGCUUCCGGGUGACUUCAAGACAAGAAUCCCCUUUAUUUUACUCUUUUUGUGAAUUAAAAAUAAAAAACGGUGUGCUCUGAGGUGUUAAAACGUCUUAAAAAUGAACAGAAUAUUCGGACGCGGGAAGCCCAAAGCGCCUCCUCCGAAUCUGUCGGACUGUAUCAGCACUGUGGAUGCCAGGGCAGAGUCCAUAGAAAAGAAAAUAGGCAGACUGGAUGCUGAGCUAUUGAAGUACAAAGAUCAGCUGAAAAAGAUGAGAGAUGGGCCCUCCAAGAAUAUGGUGAAACAAAAGGCCAUGAGGGUCCUGAAGCAGAAGAGAAUGUAUGAAGGUCAAAGGGAACAGCUGGUUCAGCAGUCGUUCAACAUGGAGCAGGCAAACUACACCAUCCAGACCUUAAAGGACACUAAAACUACAGUGGAUGCCAUGAAGACUGGUGCGAAAGAAAUGAAAAAGGCCUACAAGGAUGUCAAACUUGAUCAGAUUGACGAUUUACAGGACCAGCUGGAGGACAUGAUGGAAGAYGCCAGCGAGGUCCAAGAAGCCCUGAGCCGCAGCUAUGGUACUCCAGACAUCGAUGAGGAGGAUCUAGAAGCAGAGCUGGAUGCGUUGGGCGAUGAGCUGCUGCUGGACGAUGACAGCUCCUACCUGGACGAGGCGUCAGCUGCCCCGUCGAUCCCUGAGGGGAUUCCCAGUGACAGCAAGACAAACAAG
Messenger RNA from Austrofundulus limnaeus, 735 nucleotides. RefSeq names its product charged multivesicular body protein 5a (gene chmp5a). Gene Ontology annotation, biological process: late endosome to vacuole transport via multivesicular body sorting pathway; vesicle budding from membrane. NCBI's taxonomy places the organism in Eukaryota, Metazoa, Chordata, Actinopteri, Cyprinodontiformes, Rivulidae. Gene Ontology annotation, cellular component: multivesicular body. The record is from RefSeq and is a predicted model, not a curated record.